AACAUUAUAAGCAAUAUUUAAUAAGUACUUAGGAAGGUAAUUAUGAGGAUAAAAUUAAUUCUAAUUAAUCAUCAAGUAGAAAAUCAGUCUAAUUUCUUAAUUAGUAUACCAUUUAAUGUUUAAACUUUUGGAGAUUUUAAUGAGUACUUAAAGGAAUACUUUGAAUUACCAGAAUCAACCCAUUUAUAGUUUUAAUUGGAUGGAUUUUGCAUUCUCCAUAAGGAAUCAAUUCAUUAGAUGCUCAAAGAAUUAGAUACUUUAAAGGUAACUUUAGCCAGCUAAGAAACACUGCUUUAAAAAAGAAAAGGAUCUACUCUUUCAUCUACCUCUGUCAAGAAAUUAAAAAAAGAGGAAUUUACUGAAAAUAAAUUAGCUGAAUUCAUUAAUGAUAUGCUUUAAAUAUAAAGAAAUAUUGAAUUAGAAUAAAAUAAAAAUAAUGAAAAUGAUUCUUCUUUUUCAAGUGAAGAUAAUGAAGAGCAAGAGAAAAAGAUAAAAGACAUUAAAAAAUCAAAUUUGUAGAAAUAAUAGAAUUAAAAAUCUCAAAGAGUAGUUAACAAUAUUAAGAAUGAUAAAAGCACAAAUAGUAAGGACCUCUAUUAAAAAAUCAACUCCUUCAAAUAAAACCUAAGCAAAGCAAAAGCUUUAAAAAGUUCUUCUGAAAGUAGUAGUGAUAGCUCUGAGGAAAGUGAAUCAGAAAUUGAAAAUGUCCCUAAAUUUGGGAAUAAAAUGUAAGGAAGUAUUUCAGCAAAAUACCAGAAGGUUUUAGAAAAAGAGGCAUCUUCAACAAAACAAUAAUAAAUAGAUAAAAAUAGUUAGGGAAAAUAAAAAAAUCCAAUUUAGGCUACAUUCUAAAAAGGAGAAACUUUUAUGUAACCAAUUGAAACAUUGAAUGCAUAAGCCAAAGUUAUUCAAAGUAAAAACUAACAACAAUAAUUAGUUACUCAAGCUAUUAAAUAGGCAGUAGAUAGUAAAGGAAUUUAAAAUUUAUAAGCAAAAGGUUAACAAUUAUAGUAAGUAUAGAUAAAUUAAGCACAAGCACGUUAGCUUAAUUCAAUUUAAACAGAAAAGAAAUAGGAUAAUUAGACUAAAAAUGUUUAAAAAUUAGUUGAUCUUUAAAAGCAAAAUACAAAUGUGAACUAGAAAGAUAAUAAUGCAAAUAAUAAAGUUGUAGCAGAAAAACCUACUCUUUAAGGAGUUUUGAAUAAAAAAAUAGUUAGAAAGGCAUCUUCUUCAGAUUCUUCUUCUUCCUCUUCCGAUGAUGAUAGCGAACCAGAAAUAAUUUAAAAAUAAUCAAAAAUUUAACUCAGUUUUGAAAAGCAAAAAGAGUAGUUGAUCAAAACAUCAAAUUCUACAGUAAAAUAAUAAGUUUAAGAAUAGCAUAAAAGCUCAGAAAAAGUAAACACCCCAUUAAGCAAACAAAAUCAACAACAUGAAGAAAAGCCUCAGUCAUCUUAGACAACUCCAUCAAGUAAACCAACAUUAUAACCUUUGCUGAAAGGUCCUAAAUAAGAACAUGUUUUGAACCUUAAUUUGAAAAGCCCUCUUGAAAUAUAUGAAGAAAAGAAAAUACUUUGGAAGUAAAUUUCUCCAUUUAUCACAAAAAUGGAUAAAAAAUUAAAGAAACUGCAAGAAUAACAGGCUUAAAAAUCUUAGAAAAUUGCCAAUGAAAUUAAUAUUAAUUCUUAAACAGAUCAACACAAUCAAUAAAAGGAAAAUUAAACUCUCUAAAAAAGUGAAGCUGCACACUAAAAUCAACAAAUCCAAAUAAAAUAAAACAAGAAAGAUCAAAGCUAAAUAAAACAGAAUGACCAAGAUCAAGAUUUACCUCCUUUUGAUCUAAAAGGUUUUGAUAAAAUAAAUUUGAAAGACAUUGUUGAUUAUGAAAAGUGCUUACAAAAAAAUUUUUUUAAUGAAAAUGAUUAAAUAUAUUUCAAAGAAGUUGAAUUGGAUGAAGAAGCUUAAUGCCCUAAAUUAAGUGAAUGGAAAAGAGGCACUGUUACAUAAAUUAUAAAUGUUAAGAAAGUAAAAGUUUCUGUCUCUGUUGACGGUAAAAUGGAAUCUAGUACAUUUGAUACCUCUGUCUUUAAGGCACUUUACUUAAAAACAUCAAUUGAAUAAGCUUAAGAAAAGAAAGAGCAAGUCUAACAAAUACAAGAGGAAACAAAAAAAGAAGAUGACUCAAAAUAGCAGCAGUAAAAUGAACAAAACACCUACAGAGCUAUAAAUGAUAAAAACAUUCUUGUUGGAAGAACAGUUAACUAUUACUACAGUGACAAAAACUAUUACUAGGACAAGUACAUUUUAGAGCAUUCUAAUAGAAACUAGGACCAUUAUAUGCCCUUGAGCUUGUUAUUAAACUUCCCAAAAAUAAAGAAAGAAGUAAACUCUAUUGAAGAUUUAGUACAAAAGCUAUAAACUUUCAUCAAAAUUACUAAUCAAGUUAUAUAAUUUGAGUUAAAUGCAGAUAAAACAAUGAUAAGAAAAAAACAACUCAAAAAAGAUUAAUCAAAUGAAAAAAACUUUUAAAAGCAAAAUAAUUAAAAUCAUAACAAGAACUAAAAGCAAAAUAAUCAUGACAGUAAUAAAAACAACCAAAAUAAUAAUGCUAACAAGAAUGGUGGAAAUGUGCCAAAGUUAAGUCAAACCUUAAUAAACUAAAUUCAUAAUAGUCAUAAAGAUUAGUCUUCUUCUUAGAUAAAUAAUAAUAAUAAUUUGAAGAAAGAGUUUUGUGAGAGCUAAUAAUUUGAUGAAAUAUAAUAAAAGAAGGAAAAAUUUGUUGACAAUUAAAAGGAAAGUGAAGAGGGAGAAUUCGAUGAGAAAAUGUAAAUUGAGUCUUAAGAAUAAAAUAAAGAUAAUGAAAUUAAUAAAAAUACUUAAAUGGAAGAAGAAAAAGAAUAAAAAACAAUUACCCAACAAAUAGUUUAAAAUGUCGAAUAGUAAAUUAUCAAAUAAAUAAACGAAUUAUCUCAACAAAAUCAUUGA
Molecule: messenger RNA, 2982 nt
Organism: Tetrahymena thermophila SB210
Lineage: Eukaryota; Ciliophora; Oligohymenophorea; Hymenostomatida; Tetrahymenidae
Product: LA domain protein
Exons: 7
Source: RefSeq, a predicted model, not a curated record